Emericellopsis cladophorae is the source of this 1599-nucleotide messenger RNA. Its product is annotated as putative MFS-type transporter-like protein. NCBI's taxonomy places the organism in Eukaryota, Fungi, Ascomycota, Sordariomycetes, Hypocreales, Bionectriaceae. Gene Ontology annotation, biological process: transmembrane transport. The transcript is spliced from 4 exons. The record is from RefSeq and is a predicted model, not a curated record. Gene Ontology annotation, molecular function: transmembrane transporter activity. Bases 1 to 1599 code for a protein of 532 amino acids.
AUGGCCGCCAUCUCGCCCCAGCGGUCUCACCUGGACCCGGACAAGGAAGACCAGAAGAUGGGCGCCCGCGGCAGCAACGGGGGCGCCGUCGGCCUGCACGACGUGCACAACGCCGAUGGCUCGUCCCUUGUCGGCAGCGACAUCCUGGGUCUGGAGGCCCUCGACCCGGCUCUCAACAUGAAGAUGCAUCUGGUGAAUAACGCCAUUGAUGAGAUUGGUUGGACCCCGUACCACACCAAGCUCUUCUUCCUGAAUGGCUUUGGUUAUGCUGUUGACUCGCUGAUCCUGCUGUUCCAAUCCAUCAUCGCCGGCCAGGCCUUUCAAGAGUUUGGGCGCAAGGGCUACGCCAACGGCAUGACCAUCGCCGUGUACGUGGGCAUGCUGGCGGGCGCCAUCUUCUGGGGCUUCGGCGCCGACAUCAUCGGCCGCAAGUACGCCUUCAACAUCUCCCUCUUCAUCUGUUCGACCAGCUGCGUCGUGGCCGGCGCCAUGCCCACCUGGGAGUCGCUCGGCGUCUUCAUCGCCCUGCUCGGCUUCGGCGGCGGCGGCAACCUCGUCAUGGACACGACCGUCUUCCUCGAGUUCCUCCCCGGCAGCAAGCAGUGGCUCCUGACCUUCCUCGCCGCCUGGUGGGGUGUCGGCCAGGCCGUCGCCGGCUUCAUCGCCUGGGGCUUCAUGGUCCCCCGCCGGUGGAACUGCGCCGCCGACGCCCUGGCCUGCUCCAAGGACGAGAACUGGGGCUGGCGCUACACCCUCUUCACCGGUGGCGCCCUCGUCUUCGUCCUCUCCCUCCUGCGCAUCACCAUUGUCCGCCUGCGCGAGACCCCCAAGUACCUGCUCGGCAUGGGCAGGGACGCCGAGGUCGUCGAGACCUUUGAGUACCUGUCGCGCAAGUACAACCGCCCCUGCUCCCUGACGCUCGAGAAGCUCGAGGCCUGCGGCACCAUCAACGACAGCCACAAAAAGGGUGGCUUCUUUGGCGAGCUCAUGGUCCACCUGCGCGGUCUGUUCGGCACCAAGAAGAUGGGCAUCUCGACCAGCAUGAUCUGGUUCUCCUGGACGCUGAUCGGCCUCGCGUACCCGCUCUUCAACGUCUUCCUGCCUCAGUACCUCGCCGCGCGCGGCGCAGAGUUCAACCGCACCCCGUUCGAGACGUGGCGCAACUACGCGCUGACCAACGUCAGCGGCAUCUUCGGCCCCAUGCUCGCCGGCCUUCUGUGCAACAUUCGGCUCCUCGGCCGCCGCUACACCAUGGUCAUCGGCGCGCUCAUCACCUGCGCCUUCUUCUUUGGCUACACCGCCGUCCGCAAGGACUACCAGGACGUCCUCUUCACGUGCCUCAUCAACUUCUGCCUCAACAUCUACUACGGCACCCUCUACGCCUACACGCCCGAGGUCCUGCCCAGCGCCCACCGCGCGACCGGCAAUGGCAUCUCGGUGGCCUUUAACCGCAUCAUGGGCAUCAUCUCGGCCGUCGUGGCGUCCGAGGGCAACACCGCGACGAGCGUGCCCAUCUAUGUCUGCGCCGCGCUGUUCAUCGUCGCAGCCAUCACGUCGGCCCUGUUCCCCUUUGAGCCCUACGGCCGCAGGAGCUCCUAA